Messenger RNA from Lonchura striata (white-rumped munia), 1283 nucleotides. The record is from RefSeq and is a predicted model, not a curated record. Lineage: Eukaryota; Metazoa; Chordata; Aves; Passeriformes; Estrildidae.
AUGAGGCGGCUGGAGGGGAUGAGGGAGCUGAGGGGAAUCGGGGACAUGAGGGAAACCGGGAGAAUGAGUGGAACCGGCAGUCCUGAGGGGAAACCGGGGUCGCCGUGCCUGAGCUUUGACGUGGUGCGGGACGGGCUGGGGGACGGGCGGGAGGAGCCGCCGCUCUCGGUGCUGCUCUGCGCCGGCACCCAGGCCGAGACCCCCAGCGCAAACCGGGUGCUGCUGCUGCAGAUGCAGAACCUGCACGGGCUGCGGGGCAGGAGGGGCAGUGACAGCGACAGUGACAGUGACAGCGAGGAAGAGGAGGAGGAGGAGGAGGGACGGGAGCCGCAGCUGCUGCUCCUCAUGGCCCCCCACUACGGGGGGAUCAACAGGCUGAGGGUGACGUCCCUCGGGGGGUCCCCGAUCGCGGCCGUGUGGUCGGAGCGGGGCCAGGUGGAGGUGCUGGCCCUGGAGGGGGCCCUGGGGGUCCUGGGGACGCAAUUUGGGGAGGGGGAUUCGGGCAGGGGGCCCAAGAGCGUCCAGCAGGGAGCACUGCCCGCCCUGGCCACCUUCAGCGGCCACCUGGACGAAGGCUUUGGUCUCUGCUGGUCCCCCCCCAGUCCAGGCCGGCUGCUGUCCGGGGACGUGCGCGGGCGCAUCCAUCGCUGGGAGCCGCGCGAGUCCGGCUGGGUCGUGGACCAGCGGCCGCUGCUCGGCCAUGGCGGCAGCGUGGAGGACAUCCAGUGGUCCCCCUGCGAGGCCUCGGUGUUCAUCUCGUGCUCCUCGGACGCCUCCAUCCGCGUGUGGGACGUGCGGGCGCCGCCGGCCCGCGCCUGCCAGCUCAGCGUGGCCGCGGCCCACGAGGGCGACGUCAACGUGCUCAGCUGGAGCCGGCGCGACGCGGCCGCGCUGCUCAGCGGCGGCGACGACGGCGCCCUGCGCCUCUGGGACCUGAGGAGCAUCCGGCGGAGCCCCUCGUGCGUGGCCACCUUCAAGCAGCACCGCGGGCCCAUCACCUCGGUGCAGUGGCACCCGGGCGAGAGCGGCGUCCUGGCGGCCGCGGGCGAGGACGACCUGGUCACGCAGUGGGACCUGGGCGUGGAGAGGGACCCCGAGGUGGGCGAGGGCGACGGGGACGGGGAGGGGCUGCGGGAGCUGCCGCCGCAGCUGCUGUUCCUGCACCAGGGCGAGAGGGAGGUGAAGGAGCUGCACUGGCACCCGCAGUGCCCGGGGCUGCUGCUGUGCACCGGCCGCGAGGGCAUCGCCGCCUUCCGCACCAUCAGCGUGUGAGGGCCAAAAUU